AUGUCAUCCACUCCUAUGAUGAUUGACUCUCCGAUAGGAGCAAACGGGAAUUCCAUAUUGAAAGUAAAUGGAGUUUCAUCAGCCCCAUCAACCGCCAAACUCACGGAGAUGAUCUCUCUGUACAAUCCGGUCAAGCUCUUCCGCCAUUCUCCGACACCUGCAGACAAGGGCCAAACUCCCCCCAGUUUUAACUUCAUACAGUCUGUUAACUUCAAUGACAAUGGCAGUCAGCUUAUCACAUCAGAAACUGAUAAUACUAUGCAAAUUUAUGAUGUUCUCGAUGGGAGACACUCAAAGAUGAAUAUUAGUGCCAAGUAUGGGUGUAAUCAUGCAAUGUUUGGCCAUGCCGAACAUUAUAAAAUACGUUACCUUUCAGCCCAUGAUAACUCCUACAUACGUUACUUUGAAGGCCAUGAGCAAAAUGUCACAUGUCUAUCGCUCCACCCGGGCCAGGACAAUUUCAUUUCUUGCUCUGAAGACAACACUCUUCGAAUAUGGGAUGCAGCUUCCAACAACCCAGCUGGUAUUCUGAAUCUUACUGGUGUUCAUCUCGCCGCAUGGGACCCUUCCGGAAACGUAUUUGCAACUGCUUCUCCGCUUGCUCAGUCCAUUUUACUUUAUGACUUCCGCAACUUCGAUAAGGAGCCUUUUGCUACCUUUGACAUAUUACCAUUUUGUCAAGAAUUUUCUCCGCAAGCAAUUGGAAGAGGGUGGAACAAACUGGCAUUUUCGAAUGAUGGGAAACACUUAUUACUAGGCACGACCGGGAAUGGCCACUUCUUAUUGGAUGCAUUUGAUGGACAUCUAAAGGCAUUUUUGAGGAGGGAUAGAGGCGGUGCAAGAAGAUUAGGAGCAGGCGACCACAAUCCAGAUAAUUUGGAUCCUUCAUCGAGUGAAUAUAUCCACACCAGUACAGGAGACUGCUGUUUUACUCCCGAUGGAAGAUAUGUAAUCAGUGGAUCCCGAGGCAAGAAUGUGUUGGUAUGGGAUACACUUGCAGCUACGACAACUCGACUGCUCGACCCAUUGCAUGAGUUGGAAUAUGCAGGAGAUUCGGCAAUUGUAGCUUUCAACCCCAAGUACAACCAUUUCGCUACGGCAGACCAGGAAGUUUUAUUUUGGGUUCCGAAUACGGAUAUGCUCUGA
Messenger RNA from Sclerotinia borealis F-4128, 1146 nucleotides. The record is from the annotation of a GenBank genome assembly. NCBI's taxonomy places the organism in Eukaryota, Fungi, Ascomycota, Leotiomycetes, Helotiales, Sclerotiniaceae.